This is a messenger RNA of Symbiodinium pilosum, 585 nucleotides long. The record is from the annotation of a GenBank genome assembly. NCBI's taxonomy places the organism in Eukaryota, Dinophyceae, Suessiales, Symbiodiniaceae.
AUGCUGACGCCCAAUGCUGUGACAACUUCGCUGGAGGAGUCAGCCAAGGUGGUGGACAGAUCUCAAGACAAGGGCCUGGUCGUCAUUACCAGCCGCCUCAUCCUGCAGCCAAAUAGCGGGCACAGACAGCAGCCGCCAGGACAGCCAGAAGUGGUGGAUUGUGAGAAAGCAGGCCCAGUUUCAGCAGCUGAGAAGAAGGCCGAGGAGGCAUACCAGAAAAAGAUGGACCUUCUGGCAGAGAUGACUAAAGAGCUGCAGGUCAUCCUGCAGCGGCUUUCGGAUAAGAACUUGUGUGACAGCACUCGCGAGAGGUAUCAGACCCUGGCCCAGACGAUCCAGAACAGAAUGUCGUCCUUGUCACGGCCAUACUUUUCCGAGAAGCCUGAGAAAUCUUAUCAGCCGGCAGCUGCGGGCAGUGGCAGUGGGAACUCGCCCCCAAUGUCGCCCGCGUCCCCACCUGCCAUGCCUGUUCCAGCUCUUUCGACUGCCUCAACUACAGCGUUACCUGCAUCGCCUGCGUUUGGAGCGGUGCCCGUGGCUGCUUCUGCACCUGCUCAAUCACUGCCAGAGGUAGUGACAAUCUGA